AUGGAUCUGACAAGUGUUACCAAUGUCACCAAUGACCUUCAUAAUUUUGCCAGAAUAGGAACUUUGUUCUUCUAUAACUUUCCAAGAACCCCCAGUUUUUCAACCUUGGCCCCAGAUGGUUGGAAUUGGUAUGAUCCACCCUAUAAUGAAAAGGUUCAUCUUCUAACUCAAGAUGGAGGUAAAUCUAACUAUGCGGACUUUUUAAUAGAAGUCAACUAUCUCGUUAAAAGAGGAGUUAUCCGUGUGACAUAUAAGCAGUUUUGUAUUCGCAGAAGAAAAAUAAUCCUGGGUAGAGUUUAUUGUCUUUUCAACGAUUGUGCUAAUUAUGGAAAAGUCGAAACUUUUAGAGAAGGCACCAGACGGGGUAAACCAACAGCAUGGCAUCAAAGCAGACAGAAGAAAGCUCUACAAACUGUGCUGGAAGUUAUAGAUUUUUCGCCAAUUGCCUGGAAUAUUAGAUCCACUCAUCAAUUGGUACGAUACUUCCAAAUGUAUCAGACAGUGUUGAUCUCCUUUAUCAAACAAAGAUUCUCGGGGACUAUUCACCGAAGUUCAGAUUCUUUUACAAUGUAUCGCUUACUAAAUCGCAAGCCUUUCCAGACUAGUAACGAACAACAGCAACCCAUAUUAUCACUGGAGGAGAGAGUUAUCGCAUUGUACAAUCGGAUUCAAUCACCCAUGGUUAAUAGACACGAUACUCAGUUCAAUUCAGCAGUCUCUAUGAUUUUGAACAACGAGAUUAAAGACCUUAAAAGUGUCCUGUAUAAAUAUCAGAGAAGAUCUAUCGUUCGCAUGUUGGAAAAAGAACUGUACCCAUCUUCAAGCUUAUCCCCGAACUUGGUCGUGGUACCCGAUUUGUACAAGACGAAUUCAUUCUACUUGCAUGUCACCGAAUUGACAUUCCAAAGGGAUAAAUCUACACUGUCUCUUCCUCGUAGUGGUAUUCUUGCUGAGAAUAUGGGUCUCGGGAAAACUUGUCUUUGCUUAGUAUUGAUCUAUAUUACCAAAUAUCAGCUUCCAACUAUUCCCAAAGAGUUUAGAUACCAGUCACAGCAAACUGAAAAAGUGAUAUCACUACAAGAACUGUGCGUGAAUAUGCUGAGUCAAGAAUCAUUAUCUUGGAAGCAAUUUCGGUCUGAACUUCCCGCAUCGUGUAUCAAGGCAUUGAGGAGCCAUCCCCCCUCUUUUCAAUACACAACAUCCUCCAAUGAAACUAGGAAAAGUGCAAGGUUGAAAGUUAAAGAUACCAUAACGAUAUCAAAACAGUUGUAUCUAUCCGCUGCGACUCUGGUGAUAGUGCCCGAUAACUUGUAUCGUCAGUGGAUCACAGAAAUUGACAAACAUUUUAGCCCCAAUGCCUUCGAGCUACUUGGUUUUCCACAGGGAAGUGAUCCCGAGUUUCCUCCACUUGAAAAGCUUUUGGACGUUGACAUUAUUUUGAUAGCAUCUAGUAUCUUUGCCAGAGAAAAUGAUUCCUCUGAUUCCGUUCUAAGAUGUAUUUACUGGAAGAGACUUAUCGUUGAUGAAGGCCAUUCAAUGAGUUCCAAGAUAUCCAGGCCUUCUGAGCUUGCUCGGAGUCUUUACGUCGAACGAAAAUGGGUAAUUUCAGGUACUCCUACUAGAGGACUUACUCGGUUACAUGUCAACAAAGAAGAAGUUCAAAAGCCUUUCAACGCCAAGGAUGACUUAUUAAAACUGGGAUUCUUGAUCACAAAAUUUUUGAAUGUUCCUCUUUGGUCUAAUGACCCGAAGGCAUGGAACCAACAAGUGGUGAGGCCGUUUAUUAGCAAAUGCUUCAACUCAGAACUACAGUUAUUCCAAAUCCUCAACUCAUUAAUGGUUCGUCAUUCUGUCACAGAAGUAGAAGACCAAGUGGACUUACCGCCUCUAGUUCACGAUGUUGUUUUGAUCGAACCGGGGUACUACAAUAGAAUCUCAGUUAAUCUCUUUACUUCUUUAUUAGCUACAAAUGCUGUUACUUCAGAGAGGACAGAUAGAGACUAUAUGUUCCAUCCAUCCAACGGAGCUGAACUGAGAAGGUUGAUCACCAAUUUACAGAGGGCCACUUUUUAUUGGACUGGAUUUUCUGUUGAAGAUAUCCGAGCUUUGAUGUCCAUCUGCCAAAAGAGUUUAAAGAAGAAAAAUGAUGAUGGAACGGCCUAUUAUUCUCCACGAGAUAGAGACCUUUUGCAAAACUCAUUGAGAACAGCCAAACUUGCCCUUUCUAACAAACGAUGGAGAACUGCCUCUGCCAUACAUGAAAUGAAUUACUACGUUUCUAACGUAAUCCACCAGUUUGCAAGCAAUCUGUCCCUGGACACUUAUAGAAAUGGUCUCACAACGUACGGAGCACCUCAGUUGUACCAACUUCAAAAGGCUUUUUUCAAGUAUCGGUUUGUUAGAAGUCAACUAGGAUUGGAAGAGCGAUUAACUGAAGACUUGAAGCCUUUUUGGAAAAAUUAUUGGAACCUUGUCUGGCGUAAAGAUAUUCAAAGGAUCAAAAACCAUGACGGACAACCUAUCAAACAAGAAACUAUCGCCUCUGCUAUAAAGAAUCCCAAAUGGAGUACAAAAUUUACAGCAAAGGAAAAGAAAGAGCUCACAAACUAUUCGGACAGCUUUACUGAAACAAUGAGCGAGUUCCGUGAGGGUGAGUCAGUUAAUGACCAGCUUCGUCAAUCCACAGUAGUCGGUACUGGAUCGGCCAAAUUAUCCUACUUGACGGCUCGAUUGCUAGAGCACCAGGCUGGAGGAAUAAAAAGCCUAGUUUUCUUUGAGUUUGAAGACUCUGCAUAUUAUCUAUCGGAAGCAUUAGAUCUCUUAGGAGUCAAAUAUUUCAUGUAUGCUUCGUACAAGAAACCAAUUGAAAGGGCGGAAAAUCUGGUAAAAUUUACAGAAAUUGAAAGUGGGGCUGCACUGAUAAUGGACCUAAAGUUGGCAUCGCAUGGUUUGACAAUUAUUGCUGCAACCAGGGUGUACUUCAUCAAUCCGGUUUGGCGAAGAGAUCUUGAAGCUCAAGCAAUUAAGAGGGCCCAUAGAAUUGGGCAACAAAAAGAAGUAAAAGUAGAAACACUAAUACUGCGAGGGACGAUUGAAGAGGAAAUGCUUCAGCAAAGAUCUGCCGAAGCCUCCAGCAAUAACGAGCGUGACUCAGCUAGUGUCAUUGAAAACCGUGGGAUCCAAGAAUACGUUCUAAAACAUGAGUUCCUUCCUAUAAAUUUUCAUGAUGUUGAGUAUUCUCCUUUUGAAUCUUCGUCUACUUCAAACAAACCUAUAGGUUCCAAUUCGAAGAAAGAGCCCCCCGAGUUAUUAGAAGCGGAGUCAAGGGUUGAUAAUGGAAUUCGAAGUUGGAAUGUCCCAUUAGUGUCUAUGAAUUAUGAGAACGGGCAAGUGGUUGGAUCAAAGCUAGUGAAAGAAGGAUCUUUGAUUCGGUCCCGCAAAAGAGCUGUUGAAACCGUCACCGGUGCCAAUACCAACUUGACUCGCAAAAAAGUCCGCUUCUUUGAAUAA
Molecule: messenger RNA, 3510 nt
Organism: Komagataella phaffii GS115
Lineage: Eukaryota; Fungi; Ascomycota; Pichiomycetes; Pichiales; Pichiaceae
Exons: 1
Coding region: 1-3510 (1169 amino acids)
Molecular function (GO): ATP binding; ATP-dependent chromatin remodeler activity
Source: RefSeq, a predicted model, not a curated record